AUGACGAGAUCCUGUGCGACUCUCCCUUUUACUCUAUCAGACACCCUUCUAUCACAAACCACCACACUCUUCUUCACCUCUCUGUCACGCCCUCUGUUCCUCUGUACAAUCCACCCUCCGCACUCUACUUUACCUCUCUACCACGUACUCUGUCCAAUCCACCCUCCGCACUCUCUUCUUCACCUCUCUACCACACCCUCUGUUACUCUGUCCAAUCCACCCUCCGCAUUCUCUUCUUUACCUCUCUACCACCCCUCUGUUACUCUGUCCAAUCCACCCUCCGCAUUCUCUUCUUUACCUCUCUACCACCCCUCUGUUACUCUGUCCAAUCCACCCUCCGCAUUCUCUUCUUUACCUCUCUACCACCCCUCUGUUACUCUGUCCAAUCCACCCUCCGCAUUCUCUUCUUUACCUCUCUACCACCCCUCUGUUACUCUGUCCAAGCCACCCUCCGCAUUCUCUUCUUUACCUCUCUACCACGCCUCUGUUACUCUGUCCAAUCCACCCUCCGCAUUCUCUUCUUUACCUCUCUACCACCCCUCUGUUACUCUGUCCAAUCCACCCUCCGCAUUCUCUUCUUUACCUCUCUACCACCCCUCUGUUACUCUGUCCAAUCCACCCUCCGCAUUAUACCACACCCUCUGUUACUCUGUCCAAUCCACCCUCCGCACUCUCUUCUUCACCUCUCUACCACACCCUCUGUUACUCUGUACAAUCCACCCUCCGCAUUAUACCACCCCUCUGUUACUCUGUCCAAUCCACCCUCCGCAUUCUCUUCUUUACCUCUCUACCACCCCUCUGUUACUCUGUCCAAUCCACCCUCUGCAUUCUCUUCUUCACCUCUCUACCACCCCUCUGUUACUCUGUCCAAUCCACCCUCCGCAUUAUACCACACCCUCUGUUACUCUGUCCAAUCCACCCUCCGCACUCUCUUCUUCACCUCUCUACCACACCCUCUGUUACUCUGUACAAUCCACCCUCCGCAUUAUACCACCCCUCUGUUACUCUGUCCAAUCCACCCUCCGCAUUCUCUUCUUUACCUCUCUACCACCCCUCUGUUACUCUGUCCAAUCCACCCUCUGCAUUCUCUUCUUCACCUCUCUACCACGCCUCUGUUACUCUGUCCAAUCCACCCUCCGCAUUCUCUUCUUUACCUCUCUACCACCCCUCUGUUACUCUGUCCAAUCCACCCUCCGCAUUCUCUUCUUUACCUCUCUACCACGCCUACUACUCUGUUACUCUGUACAUAGUUAUUUAUGUAGCACGUUAUUUUGUGUGAAGUUUAAUGGCAAGAAGAACAUCUGUGUGUUCAGAUCUUUGCACUUUUUGAUACUAAAAUCUAUUUAAAAGCGUAUUUAUCUAAAGUAAGCAAAUAGAUAAAGACUAAAAUGUUUGGUAACCUUAAAGGUACAAUUUGCUGAAUCUAUUAUCAUUAUUAUUAAUAUGUUAUUUAAAGUUACAUAAACUAACUUGUGUUCUCAUGUUUUUACUCAGGUGCUGAUAUACUCGCUUCUCCAGUUAGUUUAUCUCUUUUAUUUGCAAUAAUAAAUCAAUUUGACCAGCGCACUUUUAAUUUAACUGUUAUUUGUAUCACACAGAAAACCACGCCAAGGCGUGUGGGGUAACGAGGCGAUAUAUAAAGCUUUAAUCUAAUAACAGAUUCGCUUUAUAGCCAUGGCCUUUACAGGUAAACUUUUUUUAGAGUGGCUUAAAUAAUACUAACUUUAAUUCCCUGUAAACAAGAUCAGACAGGAACCGACCGUGAUGAGUUUGUGUACGUUUACUUCAGCUUCCUCGUAUGAACCACACGUUACGCAUGUAUGAUCAUGUAAAGGAAUAAACGCAUCG
Molecule: messenger RNA, 1848 nt
Organism: Trichomycterus rosablanca
Lineage: Eukaryota; Metazoa; Chordata; Actinopteri; Siluriformes; Trichomycteridae
Exons: 3
Coding region: 1-1347 (448 amino acids)
Source: RefSeq, a predicted model, not a curated record